AUGGCGACUAAAAAAAACUAUUAUACCAACCCGGCUUUUUGCCAGCAAAGUGAAUUUUAUAAUGGACAACGCCCCCCACAGCCCCUGAGCCCUCGGGGAAGUAUUAGGCAGUCUCCAGUGGGUGCUCAAACACCACACCGCGUUUUGGAUAAUUCAGGAGUACAAGAACAAGAGUUUUACGAAGAAGUUGUGGUGGACGAUCAAGGAUUUAUAAAAGAGAAGAAGUUCGUUAUCGUGGCUCAAAACAACGAAGGAAGAAAUAAGAAUCAAAAUCAUAGAUACGAAUACAUACCAAUGCAGGAACAUGACUGUAGAUAUUCAAAAACAACACCUAAAAAGCAACAAGUUCAGAAAGAAGUCGAGGUUCUUCCUGGGAGAAGCCCCAAUAGAUAUGAAUAUAUACAGACUUCCCCAAAAUCUCCCGUGUCUGGUGGAAGAUAUGAAUACAUCCAACAACCGCUUCAGCAGCGUGCAGGUAAUCCCAUUGCUACACAAAAGCUCCACGAACUGUUAUCGACACCAAAGAAGAUAAAUUCUACUUCUAGAAACUGCACUCCUCAAAAAAUUCUCUCUCCACAAAGUGGUAGAAAGGUUAUACCACCUGCACUAUCUCCUAAAGAAUUCCAAAUCCCCAGUAAUUCCCCUCCGAAAAUUAGGAGUCAUACGUCGAAAGCUCAACAAAAGUUGAACUACGCCCUAGGGACCAGGCAACUGGUUGAACAAGACAAGAGGCAUACAGCAAUAGUGGCCCCAAUGUGUUCAAGUCCGAUUCAUUCAGUUUACAGUGAGACUACUUAUUCGAACAAAUCCGAGUCCUGGAUGAAUUUGAGUAUUGGAAACAAGUCUGUGCGAUCCACUUUGGCUGUAGCUGCUCUUCUGAUGCUCCUUUGUGGAACUGUGACUUCAGGAUUGUGUUUCUACAUGAUCUCGAUAAUGGGACGACUUUACUUCUUGGAUUUUGGAAUUGUUGCGGGAUUUACUUGUCUUAUUUUAGGAUUGUUAGGAUUCAGGACGAAUAAUGUCUACUGGUUGCCGAAUAGAAAUUAUAUUUCAGGCUACCUGGUGCUGAGCGUUUUCAGCCUCUUGACUUGCGUCGGCCUCCUAGUGCUAUUAGUGAUGCAGCCCAGGCCCGGAACUCCACUGGCGGACAUCACUUCCGGCGCAGUGUGUGGGAUUUCCGUUUUCUCCUUAAUUCUAGCCGUGAGCGGCGUGGUAUCCAGUUAUUGUUGCAAGUACCCACCUCCUGAUAACAGGGUACAGCACUGCGCAGAAGGGUUCACAGUAUGA
Messenger RNA from Anoplophora glabripennis (Asian longhorned beetle), 1287 nucleotides. RefSeq lists its product as uncharacterized. The record is from RefSeq and is a predicted model, not a curated record. The transcript has 5 exons. Bases 1 to 1287 code for a protein of 428 amino acids. NCBI's taxonomy places the organism in Eukaryota, Metazoa, Arthropoda, Insecta, Coleoptera, Cerambycidae.